Tinamus guttatus (white-throated tinamou) is the source of this 909-nucleotide messenger RNA. NCBI's taxonomy places the organism in Eukaryota, Metazoa, Chordata, Aves, Tinamiformes, Tinamidae. The record is from RefSeq and is a predicted model, not a curated record.
AUGGGGGUGCUGAUGUCGAGGCGGCAGACGGUGGAGAAGGUGCAGAAGGUCAGCUUAGCCGUGUCGGCCUUUAAAGGUGGGCUGAAAGAGGAGCCCUCGACGCGCACCAGCAAGGCGGCAUGGGAACGGCUGCGGGACGGCCGCGGUGUGGAGCCAGAGGAGUUUGAGCGGGCCAACAGGUUCACGCUACCGGCCUUCAUCCGGCCCACGCGGGAGCUGCACGACGACGAGCCGCUGGACAUCAGCCUGGAGCAGCGGGAGCAGGUCAUCAAUGAUGAGAUGUGUGAGAUCUGUGAGGUGUGGACAUCUGAGAGCCUCUUCCCGUGCCGCAUCUGCAGUCGGGUGUACCACGACGGCUCCGAGCCGGGCUGGAGCUGCAGCUACUGCGACAACCUCAACCUCCUGUUGACAGAGGAAGAGAUGUACAGCCUGAUGGAGACCUUGCAGCAGUGCAAGAUCAUUCCAGACACCUGCCUGACUCUGGAUGACUUCCUGCACUACAAGCAACUGGUGCACAAGCAGCAGUUCGAAAAGCCCAUGGAAGAGGCCCAGGAGGAGCAGGCUACCCUGCAGUUCUCCGCCCUGGACCCUGAGAAUAAGGGACACAUCGAGUGGCCGGACUUCCUCUCCCACGAGUCCAUCCAGCUGCUGCAGAAGCUCCGGCCACAGGUACUGCAACAGCACACAUGGGCCGGGGGCCACCUCCGCACCAGAAAGGAGCUGGUCACUGCUGUUUGGAGUGGGCAUGUUGCUGCAACGGCAUCCCCUCUGCCCGCCAAGAGCAGUGCCCCCACUCUGCCCUGCAGCAUCAGCCACGUAGGACCCAUGUCCGAGAGGAGCCCUGCCAGCAGCGGCAGCAGCAAGAACCAGAAGACCCUGCUGGCCACGGAACAGGAGGAUGCCAGGUGA